AGGAACUGCCCUGAUAAGCCGGCGGAAAACGCCCAGCCAUCGCAGGAGUCCUGAGCGAUGGCGUAUCCGAACAGGCAAUCGAAUUUGAUGAAGUAGACACGAAACACCUCGACGCGAACAGGUUGCACGAUAUAACAGACAUUUCGGGAGCUUCCGUUUCAGCGGUCUUGACGGGGAUGCCCAACAGCAAUGGUCCUUUCGAAGUCUCUAUUCAAUUUGGUCCCGAUCAGGGCAUCUUCGCCAGAGCAAAGAUCGAUACAGGAGCGACGGUAAACGGAAUCAUUGAGUACCAACUGGCGAAGGAAGUCUGUGAGAAACUCGGCAGGCCAUUCUUAAAGCUGCGGAAGCCUAUCGUCAGUACCGAUUGGGAAGGCAAGAUAUCUUCUACACUGAAGUACGCAGUGCUACUCCCUAUGACGAUACAAGGACAUUACCAAGAUGACAUGUUUUGUUACGUUUCCGCCAAGCUUGGAGACUCGAAGCUCUUAAUCGGCGACGUUUGGCUCGCGGCACAUGGCGUACUCCCAGAUGCAUCGAACCGUACCCUUUGGUUUAAGAACAACGUCUGCGACCACCCUGGUGGAUACCGCUCGCAACCAAAUGGAAAAGACCUGGAUGCGGAACGUCGGUUGAUCUAUACGCAUCCUGGUUCCUUUGAACGGAUGACGGAGACAGAACUCGCGGACGCCACCAAAUCGAUUCAGGUCAUCUCUAACGACGUUAACCGCAACGGCAAGGAGCUCCCUCCGGUGAAGCGAAUCACCCUAACAGCGAUUCUCAAGAGAUCGGACACUCCAGGAUGGAUGAGUAAGAAGACGCAAUAA
Eremomyces bilateralis CBS 781.70 is the source of this 824-nucleotide messenger RNA. RefSeq lists its product as uncharacterized. The transcript has a single exon. NCBI's taxonomy places the organism in Eukaryota, Fungi, Ascomycota, Dothideomycetes, Eremomycetales, Eremomycetaceae. The coding region runs from base 177 to 824 and encodes 215 amino acids. The record is from RefSeq and is a predicted model, not a curated record.